This is a messenger RNA of Soboliphyme baturini, 279 nucleotides long. NCBI's taxonomy places the organism in Eukaryota, Metazoa, Nematoda, Enoplea, Dioctophymatida, Soboliphymatidae. The record is from the annotation of a GenBank genome assembly.
AUGAUUCCCGGCUGUAGGGCCACCGCGGCAACCGGAAGCGACAAUAUGGAGAUGAUCGCUGAAACUUCGAAUCCGUCGUCACACCACUCAAACGACCGUCUUCCCCGAAGGCCCUCACGAGGAGACGACGUCGACAGUAGGACAGAGUCUGAUUACGUGCAGCUGAAGCAGUACAAGAUUAUGCAUGACAUCGGCAAAGUAAGAAGUGACGAUUUUCCUGCGCGAACCCGUAAGUUGUUCAGAGAGGACUGGUCAUCUGAUGAACGUAUAUUCUCAUAA